GUGUUGGGAUUCCACCACCGAGACUUGGAAUUAUGCCUGCAUCGUCUUCACUUAUGCUUGUCGAAAGCAGCAAGCAAGCCCAUGCACUUGAAGCCAGCCCUUGUCGUCCUAGCCACACCUCGAGGCGGCUCCGAAUGUGGCAGCUGUCACGACUGUGCCGCCCUCGAGCAGCUUUGCCAAUGGCGAUGCGACUUUCUACUGGCCCAGCGCGCUGCAAGAGCGAGCCUUCCAUGCCAACCGGGUUGCUCAACAGCCGUGCUUGGCCGCAGCCACGCAGCAGGGCCGGUUCUCAUGAUAGGACCCUGCGAAGCAGAUAAAACCGAGAGUGGACGCA
Molecule: messenger RNA, 334 nt
Organism: Microdochium trichocladiopsis
Lineage: Eukaryota; Fungi; Ascomycota; Sordariomycetes; Xylariales; Microdochiaceae
Exons: 1
Coding region: 33-317 (94 amino acids)
Source: RefSeq, a predicted model, not a curated record